This is a messenger RNA of Eubalaena glacialis (North Atlantic right whale), 1794 nucleotides long. It is a transcript of the gene ADAD2, whose product is annotated as adenosine deaminase domain containing 2. Lineage: Eukaryota; Metazoa; Chordata; Mammalia; Artiodactyla; Balaenidae. Gene Ontology annotation, biological process: adenosine to inosine editing; RNA processing. The record is from RefSeq and is a predicted model, not a curated record. Gene Ontology annotation, cellular component: nucleolus; cytoplasm. Bases 1 to 1794 code for a protein of 597 amino acids. Gene Ontology annotation, molecular function: double-stranded RNA adenosine deaminase activity; double-stranded RNA binding; tRNA-specific adenosine deaminase activity. The transcript is spliced from 10 exons.
AUGGCUUCACAGGCCAGCGCAGCCCUGGGCGCGGACACCGGUGCCCGCAGGAAGCCCCGCCUGGCGGCGUCAUUGCAGAUCAGCCCCGGGCCCAGCCCCAGGAGGCCUUCGGCCAGCCUGGGCCAAGACCCCUGGGAGACCGCGCCCGCUCCCAACUUGGACGACGCCGAGCAGGGCGGGCAGCUCCAGGCCUCGGCGACGGGGCAUGGUGGGCCUGGGGUGGGGGCCCAUGCCCGGGAACUGGGGGCAGCCCGGGCACGGGAAGACUCGAGGGGAAGGAUGGGGGGGUCCCCGAAGGUCUCCUUUCCGUCCGCAGGGCCCGCCGGGGAAUUCCCGACGGCGGCCAGACAGCUGGGCCUGCAGCUCAAAGACCCGCCACCGGGCCAGGCUGUGGCCUUGCUUACUCAGUGCGCGGCCAGUCUGGGAGUGUCCCUGAUCUUCCGAGAGGACCAAACAGCAGACCCCUGCUUGCCCUUCUCUGUGUCCGUGGAGCUGGAUGGGGUGGUCUGCCCUGCGGGCACCGCCUACAAUAAGCCAGAGGCCAAGCAGCAGGCAGCUCUGUCUGCCCUCCACUACAUCCAGCGUCGGCUGGAGAGCCCAGAGACCCCAAAGACCGCCAGCCGGCCUCCACUCGCCCCCCUGAGCAUCGAGAACAUCCUGACCCACGAGCAGCGCUGCGCAGCCGUGGUCAGCGCCGGCUUUGACCGCCUGGUGGACGCGAGCUCGCAGUACUGGGCCUGCAAGGGGACUGUGGCCGCAGUCAUCCUGGAGAGAGAGGUCCCGGGCGCCCAGGGCCACGCCAAAGAGAUCUACCAGCUGGUGGCGCUGGGCACCGGCGGUGGCAGCUGUGCCAGGUGGCUGGACUUCUCGGGCCGACAGCUCCACGACUGCCACGGGCUGGUGGUGGCCCGCCGGGCCCUGCUGAGGUUCCUGUUCCGGCAGCUCCUGCUGGCCACGCAGGGGGGCCCCAAGGGCAAGGAGCGGUCUGUGGUGGUCGCCCAGCCGGGGUCCGGGCCCCCCUUCGCCCUCAAGCCCCGGAUCUUCCUGCACCUGUACGUCAGCAACACCCCCAAGGGAGCUGCCCACGACAUCUGCCUCCCGCCAGCCUCGGAGGGCGGCCUCCCGCACAGCCGCCUGCUCCGCCUGCAGGCCCACAUCCAGGGGCGGCUGAAGCCCGUCUGCUACGUGGCCCCUGCGCUCCGCGACACCCACGUGGGCUGCCUCUCGGCCAGCGACAAGCUGGCACGCUGGGCCGUACUGGGGCUGGGCGGUGCGCUGCUGGCCCACUUCCUGCCCCCCGUCUACGCCAGCAGCCUGGUCCUGGCCGACCCCUGCCAGAACACCCCGGCUCUGGGCAGGGUCAUCCACGCCCGGCCCGGCCUCGACAGGGCCUUGGGGCCGUGCCUGCCGCCCCCCUACACCCGGACCACGCUGCACCUGUUUGAGGGGCCCUCAGUGGCCCCCUCCGACCCCCCCUCCAACACCUGCCAGGGCCUGAGCCUCAACUGGAGCCUGGGGGACCCUGACGUCGAGGUGGUGGAUGUGGCCACCGGGCGUGUGAAGGCCGACGCUGCCCUGGGGCCUCCGUCCCGCCUCUGCAAGGCUGCCUUUCUCCGGGCCUUCCGCCAGACUGCCCGUGCUCUCGGGAAGUCCCACCUCCUGGCCUUGAAGACCUAUGAGGCAGCCAAGGCUGGGCCCUACCAGGAGGCUCGCCAGCAGCUGUCUCUCCUCCUGGACCAGCAGGGCCUGGGGGCCUGGCCCUCGAAACCACUGGUGGGCAAGUUCAGAAACUGA